Molecule: messenger RNA, 2668 nt
Organism: Parasteatoda tepidariorum (common house spider)
Lineage: Eukaryota; Metazoa; Arthropoda; Arachnida; Araneae; Theridiidae
Source: RefSeq, a predicted model, not a curated record
AAGCCCAAAAUUUGUUUGCAUUUUUUUUUAAAUUUUGAAAAAGCCGAUAGUCCUGUGUAGGGGUCAGAAUGGUUCUUGGUUCGAAUCCCGAGCAAGUUAUGGAAGUUCUUUCAUUCUCUAUACUAUCUGUCCUUACUGUAGGAGCAACGUUGGCCCAACUAAUAUGGUGCCCCUGAAAGAGUGACCAACAAAUCUGCCCUUCAGAUAACUGUAUGACGAAAGGUCAUUCUCCAGGUGAGCAUUGGAAAAAAAAUAUUUUGAAAUUUUUUUUUUCAGCAUUUGAAAUUUCGUGGUGUACUCUAGAGCAAUCUGAACUCCCUUUUUUCUUAAAUUCGGUUGGAGGUGGAAAUGAACUAUGAAAAAAAUUUGUUUUUCGCACUUCCCUCUCGAGUGCACUAUGUAAAAUUUUUUUUUAAAAACAAUUUUUAGGAUUGAUGUUAAAAAAAUUGCUCCUUGCAAUUACUGUCCGAAUUUCAAGUCCCUAGUUACAGCGUUCUGACUUAUAAGAUACUCAAACGCACAAACUUUCAUUUAUUAUUUCAGAUAUUGCUUUUUUUAAUGACCCUUAAAUUUAAGGCUGUGGGAAGCAUAAUUUACAUCAGAGCACCAUUGCAUUCAAGCUAAGCUCCGGUCAAAACAAACAAAAUAAAUAUUAAUAUAAUUACCUAAAACCUUCAUGAAUUCUUUUUUAGUUUGGAACUCUGUAUGCAAUGUCGUUUAUUAUUAUCGGUUUUUAAGACUGCUCAAGAAUUUGUUUGCUAAAACAAUGAGUUUGUUUCGCCAUGAACGAAUCUGAAAAACCAGCUGAAUCUGAAAAACAAAAUGACGAAGAAGUCAAUAAUGAUUAUGCUAGAGAUUCGAUGAUGUCGGAGUCCGUACAGUUAUUAGCUAACGAAGAAAAAAAUGAUUCUGAGGAUGAUGAAUCUAAACAGUUAUUAGUUAAUGAAGAAGGAAAUGACGAAGAAUCUUCGAAAUUCCAAUCUGACGAAAAAGUCAAAGAUGAUGGUAGAUUGCCAGUAAAAGAUGCUAGAGAUGAUGAUGAUGCUAGAGAUUCGAUGAUGUCGGAUUCCGUGCAGUUAUUAGCUAACGAAGAAGAAAAUGAUGCUGAGGAGGAAGAGGAUGAAUCUAAGCAGUUAUUAGUUAAUGAAGAAGGAAAUGACGAAGAAUCUUCUAAAUUCCAAUCUGACGAAAAAGUCAAAGAUGAUGGUGGAUUGUCAGAAAAAGAUAAAACGCAUGAUCCACAUUACAUUUCGUUCAAAAAUGAAAGAAAAAUUCUCACCAAGCAAGAAGAAGCGCUUGAAGCGUUAAAAGAUAUUGAAAAUGAAAUACAAAGCCAAUUUGGCGUGCAUCCUUGCGAGAGUUGUGAAUUUCUUGAUCCUUUUAAAGAACUAAAAAUUACUCUUUGCUGUGGCUUAUGUACUCGAACAUUUUCUCGAUUUGGUGACAUUCGAGAAUUAUGGAUUGUGUCUGCUCCUGGAAAUGAAACACCACAUGAUACUUUUCUUAAACUCAUCGCCGUUACACAGGAUAAGCGGUUAUCAAAGAAUUAUAAGUUCCAUAUUCCCGAUCUGAAGAUAGGAACAAUGGAUGAACUCAUUAAACUGAUAGAAGAAUUGUUUAACGGUGAUAAAUUUGGCGAAGAAACGUUGCAAAGUUUUAUGAGAUGCAUGACCACAAUUGUUGGUAGCAAACGCGGGGCGAUGAAACAUUUAUUAGUAAAUCAAUUGGAUUUGGCUACCUAUUUAACAAGGUUUACAUGGAAUGGCGACAAAUAUCCUGUAGACCAAUCUUUGAGAGACACAUUUAUAACGUUGUCGAAGAUUGUGAGACAAACAGCUGCGGGCUUGAAAGCCAGAGAUAACGAAGUGAGCUAUAUUGUAAAAAUAUUCGAGAAAAUAAAACGAGAUCGCGAAUCAAGUCUUCUUACAAGACCUCUUGAUAAAUUCGUGAAAAAGAAAGACUUGGUAACUGGAUCUACAUACUUUAUAACAUUGCUGGUCGUCGUUGCAAAAGAGCAAGUGCAAAAUUGGCUACAAACAUAUGAAACUCUAACAGAAUGGGUUGUGCCCCAAUCAAGCAAGAAGUUAUUUUCUGAUGAAUCUUAUUCUCUGUUUACUGUUGUCGUAAUCAAGAAAUUCGCUAAUGAUUUUGAAUCAGCCGCUCGAGAUAAAAAAUUUAAUGUUCGGCGCUUCAAUGUCUCCCAUGACGCAGAUGAAGAGCUCGAGGAUAUAUAUAUGAGAAAACUUAAACAAGUUAAGAAAGCUAUUUUUGGUGCUUCGUAUAGAUGGGUGAAAACGAAUUUUAGCGAAUGCUUUGUAGCGUGGAUUCACAUUAAAGCUUUGAGGGUAUUUACUGAGUCUGCUUUAAGAUAUGGCAUACCUGUCAACUUUCAGGCUACACUAAUGAUACCCAUUCAUUCAAAAAAAGCCAAAUUAGCAAUUGAUGGUCUGUAUGUAGACCUCGAAGCUUACCGUGAUUCUGAAAUUUUGCAAGAGGAGAUACCUGGUGUAUUGAAUCGAUAUGGAGUGAGUCAAUAUUUGCCUUACGUAUUUGUGACAAUAAACACUGACUUUUUAGGGGCAAAAGAUGAUUUAUAAACACUAAAUGAGAAUAAUUUGUAUUUGAUAUUUACUAGUGAUUUUUAUUGUUCAAAGCUUCUGAUGAAAGA